Messenger RNA from Nicotiana attenuata, 1280 nucleotides. RefSeq lists its product as uncharacterized. The transcript has 2 exons. Lineage: Eukaryota; Viridiplantae; Streptophyta; Magnoliopsida; Solanales; Solanaceae. Bases 778 to 1194 code for a protein of 138 amino acids. The record is from RefSeq and is a predicted model, not a curated record.
AAUUCCUACCCCUAUAUAUAGUAUCUAAUACCUAAAAUAAACCUACACACCCUAGACACCAAAAAACAUUAGAUCCGCCGUUCCAUCUUCUAGACUACAAAAACCUAAAGCUUCAGCACCAAGAAAAGAAACGAAACGAAGAACACAAAAAGAAAAGGACGUCAGUCCUUUGAAUUCAAAAAGAAAAGGAAAAAAAAGCACACAAAAAUACACAAAAAUAACGCACCCAGGGACACUGAAAAGGAUUUGAGCGCUGUUACCCCAAGGAUCACGCCUUCUUCUUCUUCAUGAAGAAUGCCUAAGACCUGAAAAAAAACACAAAAAUGGGGAACUGAUCCGCCGUUUGGACCCGUCGAGAACACCCCUCCCCCCCCUCUCCGUUCUGCUUCUUCUUCUUCAACCAAACAACACUGAUCUCCGCCCGAACUCACCUCUGAAUUUCUGUCCAACCACCUUCAAAAUACUAUUGUUUCAGUCCAAAAUCUAGCUCAAAAAUAGCUGAAAAUAACUUCAAAAUCAGGUGGAGUUCAUCUCCGUCGUUUUGGUUUAGUUCAAGUUUUCCGGUGAGCUUCGAGUCGUCGAAAGUUGCUGUCCGAUUCUCCGUUCAGUUGCACGUCGAGGUACUGUUGUUGUCGCCGGUGAGUUUCCGUUUAAUGGUUCCGGCUCCGGUCAGAAAUUCACUCUUGUUUGAAUUUUGAAAGAAGCAGUCAAGUAAUAGCAAAGUAAGUUGAGGUGGUCGGUUUGUGGUAAGCAGACAACACAAGAUCCAAGGAAAAAAUGUCAAUGACAACCGACAUCGAAGCUGUUACAAAUGCUCAAGAGGCUCCGGGUCAGAGGGUUCAACAAGAGUCUACUGUGUUUGAGAAAAAUAGAAUACUGAGGCAGCAAAUGACCGAAAUGUUUCAAGCAUGGGCCAGUGGUCAAGGACAGCCUCGUCAUGAGUCACAAUUUGCUACACAGCAAGAGCAGUACCACUCUCCUGAGUACCACUCGUACUCGUUUGAUCUUCCUGCAAACAUUGAGAAGCCUGCCCGAAAGAUGACACAGGAAGAAAUGACCCAAAGAGUAAAAAGCUUAGAACGAUGGUUGAAAAAACAUGCAAGGGUUGGCAGGUCAGGAGAGUAUUGCCUUCAAGGAUCUAUAUAUGUUCCUCGAUGUCCAUUUGCCGCCUGGUUUCAAGAAUCCCAGAUUUAAAAGUGUGAUGGACAUGGAGUAUGAGAAUCCUCUUGGGAACUUGCCGACUGAAAUUGGAGAAGGCCAUGGUGAUUCUGAUGAGCAAA